AGCAACCCCAGGGAGGUAUUUUUUCCUCUCUUGCUCUCAGUAUUUUUUGGAAGUGUAUGUGCCUGACAGGAGCUGUUAGUGGAUUGCAUUAGUGCCGCAGCACUGCUGAGUGAGCCUAAGCGAGUUGCUUUGGGGUGCAUUAAACUUACAACAGUGAUCUUUGUGACAUGGCCUCUACAGCGAGCAACACCAGCAAAGUUGAGAAACCCGUGUCCCUUAUUUGGGGGUGUGAACUGAAUGAGCAGAACAAGACAUUUGCGUUUAAAAUAGAAGACGAGGAAGAAAAAUGUGAGCAUCAGUUGGCACUGCGCACAGUAUGUCUUGGGGACAAGGCAAAGGAUGAGUUCCACAUAGUAGAAAUAGUUACACAAGAGGAGGGAAAGGAAAAACCAGUUCCGAUUGCCAGUCUAAAGCCUUCUAUUUUACCCAUGGCAACCAUGGUGGGCAUUGAGCUGACCCCUCCAGUUACUUUCCGGUUAAAAGCUGGUUCCGGCCCAGUGUACAUCAGUGGUCAACACGUAGCAAUGGAGGAAGAUUACUCAUGGGCAGAAGAGGAAGAUGAAGGAGAAGAGGAGGAGGAAGAGGAAGAAGAUCCAGAAUCUCCACCCAAAGCUGUAAAGAGACCUGCAGCCACCAAAAAGGCAGGCCAGGCAAAGAAGAAGAAACUUGACAAAGAGGAUGAGAGCUCUGAGGAAGACAGUCCAACCAAAAAGGGCAAAGGAGCAGGAAGGGGAAGAAAGCCAGCUGCUAAGAAAUGAACCUCUUAGAGGCUGUGUUCUGUUUCCCUGUUCCUUCUGUGUAAUUUGCUUUUGUUUAAAUAAAUAUAUAACUUUG
Molecule: messenger RNA, 834 nt
Organism: Xenopus laevis (African clawed frog)
Lineage: Eukaryota; Metazoa; Chordata; Amphibia; Anura; Pipidae
Gene: npm2.S
Product: nucleophosmin/nucleoplasmin 2 S homeolog
Exons: 10
Coding region: 168-758 (196 amino acids)
Biological process (GO): positive regulation of DNA replication; chromatin remodeling
Cellular component (GO): nucleolus; cytoplasm; nucleoplasm
Molecular function (GO): chromatin binding; RNA binding; histone binding
Source: RefSeq, a predicted model, not a curated record